CAGCCGGACGGCCAGAUGCCGUCGGAUAAAACAAUCGGCGGGGGCGAUGACUCGUUCAAUACGUUCUUCAGCGAGACGGGCUCCGGCAAGCACGUGCCCCGAGCCGUGUUCGUCGAUCUCGAGCCGACGGUCGUUGACGAGGUGCGCACCGGUACCUAUCGGCAGCUGUUCCACCCGGAGCAGCUGAUCACCGGCAAGGAGGACGCGGCGAACAACUACGCCCGCGGCCACUACACCAUCGGCAAGGAGAUCGUCGACCUGGUGCUGGACCGCAUCCGCAAGCUGGCCGACCAAUGUACCGGGCUGCAGGGCUUUCUGGUGUUUCACUCGUUCGGCGGUGGCACCGGCAGCGGCUUUACCUCGCUGCUGAUGGAGCGCCUCUCGGUGGACUACGGCAAGAAGUCCAAGCUCGAGUUCUCCAUCUACCCGGCACCGCAGGUGUCAACGGCGGUGGUGGAACCGUACAACUCCAUCCUGACGACGCACACCACGCUCGAGCACUCGGAUUGCGCGUUCAUGGUCGACAACGAGGCCAUCUACGACAUCUGCCGCCGCAACCUGGACAUCGAGCGGCCGACCUACACCAACCUGAACCGGCUGAUCGGACAGAUCGUGUCGUCGAUCACGGCCUCGCUGCGCUUCGACGGCGCGCUGAACGUCGACCUCACCGAGUUCCAGACCAACUUGGUGCCGUACCCGCGCAUACACUUCCCCCUGGCCACCUACGCGCCCGUCAUCUCGGCGGAGAAGGCCUACCACGAGCAGCUGACCGUGGCGGAGAUCACCAACGCCUGCUUCGAGCCGGCGAACCAGAUGGUGAAGUGCGACCCGCGCCACGGUAAGUACAUGGCCUGCUGCAUGCUGUACCGCGGCGAUGUGGUGCCGAAGGACGUCAAUGCGGCCAUCGCCACCAUCAAGACGAAGCGCUCGAUCCAGUUCGUCGACUGGUGUCCGACCGGCUUCAAGGUGGGCAUCAACUACCAACCGCCAACCGUCGUGCCCGGUGGCGACCUGGCGAAGGUACAGCGAGCCGUAUGCAUGCUGUCCAACACUACCGCCAUCGCGGAGGCCUGGGCUCGGCUGGAUCACAAGUUCGAUCUAAUGUACGCCAAACGUGCGUUCGUGCACUGGUACGUGGGUGAGGGCAUGGAAGAGGGUGAGUUUUCCGAGGCACGUGAGGAUCUGGCCGCGCUGGAGAAGGACUACGAGGAGGUCGGUGUCGACUCGACGGAGGAGGUUGGCGAGGGCGACGAGUACUAGGCCGAGCGGAUAUAGUCUGGAGCAACUCCCCCAGCACACACUCACCCACUGGCGCACACUCAUGCACACAAGAACCGGAAGUUCUACAGGUCUCGGCGCACCUUGAGAGUUUACUUUCGUUUUUCCUUUUGUUUGUGAGCGCGUGGAAGGCCGCAUUCCGUCACGUACGGAGCCGGCCUCGCGCACCAGCAGCGGAACCUAUUAUUGGAGCAAA
This is a messenger RNA of Anopheles coustani, 1474 nucleotides long. Its product is annotated as tubulin alpha-1A chain-like. NCBI's taxonomy places the organism in Eukaryota, Metazoa, Arthropoda, Insecta, Diptera, Culicidae. The coding region runs from base 16 to 1260 and encodes 414 amino acids. The transcript has 4 exons. Gene Ontology annotation, cellular component: microtubule; cytoplasm. Gene Ontology annotation, molecular function: GTP binding; structural constituent of cytoskeleton. Gene Ontology annotation, biological process: mitotic cell cycle; microtubule cytoskeleton organization. The record is from RefSeq and is a predicted model, not a curated record.